Homarus americanus (American lobster) is the source of this 609-nucleotide messenger RNA. RefSeq names its product basic salivary proline-rich protein 1-like. Bases 1 to 609 code for a protein of 202 amino acids. Lineage: Eukaryota; Metazoa; Arthropoda; Malacostraca; Decapoda; Nephropidae. The transcript is spliced from 6 exons. The record is from RefSeq and is a predicted model, not a curated record.
AUGUCCCUCUCCCCACAGGCAAGGGCAACCCCAUCUCCCACAGGCAAGGGCAGGUAUCCUCCCCCACAGGCAAGGGCAGGCAAGGGCAGGUAUCCCCCUCCCCACAGACAGGGUAGCAUCCCUCCUCCCAAAGGCAGGGACCCUCCCCCAGGCGGGGCAGGUAACCCCUCCCUCCCACAGGCAAGGGCAGGCAAGGGCAGGCAACCCCCCACAGACAAGGGCAGGUAUCCUCCCUCCCACAGGCAAGGGCAGGGUAACCCCCCCUCCAGGCAAGGGCAGGCAGGGCAGGUGUCCCCCUCCCUCCCCAGGCAAGGGCAGGUGUCCCCCCUCCCCACAGGCAGGGGCGUGUCCCCUCCCCCACAGGCAGGGCAGGUAUCCCCCUCCUCCCAGGCAAGGGCAGGUAUCCCCUCCCCACAGGCAAGGGCAGUGUCCCCCUCCCCACAGGCAGGCGGAUGGCUUAUUGGGACAUCGGUUGGCUUAUUGGAACACGGGAUGACUUAUUGGAACACGAGAUGGCUUAUUGGAACACAGGAUGGCUUAUUGGAACACGGGAUGGCUAUGGGACAGGGAUGGCUUAUUGGAACACGGGAUGGCUUAUUGGAACAUUGA